Messenger RNA from Naegleria fowleri, 474 nucleotides. RefSeq lists its product as uncharacterized. The transcript has a single exon. The record is from RefSeq and is a predicted model, not a curated record. Bases 1 to 474 code for a protein of 157 amino acids. NCBI's taxonomy places the organism in Eukaryota, Heterolobosea, Eutetramitea, Acrasida, Naegleriidae.
AUGAAUUCAAACAUCAUUCAGAAGGACAUUGUGGAGGUGAUUGCAAAUUUACAAAAUCACUGGAACAUACUGGAGGAGGAAUUGAUAGAAAUCAAUAAGGACAUUCAAUACAUGACUCAUUGCUUAAAAAAGUACGGAGAGAGUUUCCGAAUCCCUCUUGAACAUUUGCAAGACUUGAAAGUUUACAAGAAAAACGCAAUGAGGGACAUCAUCGCAACAAUGGAAAGCUUUUCAACGAAUCUAAAUGGAGGACGAGUUCUUUCCAAUACCCUUUCUCAACAUAUUUCAACGUCGGAUUUUGUCAACAGUUCGGGCCGAAGUUGGAGCACGUCAUCCUCACUAGUCAAUCCGCAAGCCCACUAUGCAGGUAUGGUGAGUAGAGGUGAAGUGGUCACUUUGACAGCCAAGAGGAAAGGCAACACACCUAUCCAUUACAAGCUCAUUACCAAAAAACCACAAGGGACAACACUGUAA